This is a messenger RNA of Mercenaria mercenaria, 1056 nucleotides long. Its product is annotated as DNA-directed RNA polymerase I subunit RPA12-like. Bases 106 to 486 code for a protein of 126 amino acids. Lineage: Eukaryota; Metazoa; Mollusca; Bivalvia; Venerida; Veneridae. The record is from RefSeq and is a predicted model, not a curated record. Gene Ontology annotation, cellular component: RNA polymerase I complex. Gene Ontology annotation, biological process: DNA-templated transcription; termination of RNA polymerase I transcription. Gene Ontology annotation, molecular function: DNA-directed RNA polymerase activity; zinc ion binding; nucleic acid binding. The transcript is spliced from 5 exons.
GUUCGUUCAAAGAUACACAAAACUGUAUAUAACCAAUAUGUCAGCCCCCAUGAACAUGUGAUUUAGAAACUAUAACCAAACUAAAAUACCUUAUAUUGACAGACCAUGGCAAAGACAACAUCUGUAUCGAAGCACGAGAUGUUUAUAACAGACCUAGAUUUCUGUCCGAGAUGUGGAACAGUCCUGCCACUACCUGGUACUGCGGAUGUUGUCACGUGUAGACAGUGCAACUUUAAGAUUGAUGUUAGAGACUUUGAUGGUAUAGAGAUACACACGAAGGCAGAGUUCAACAAUCCAGACACAUUCCUAAAGAAAACAGAAGAUGCAGAAUCAGAACUAAAGGGACCGACGGUUGACAGAAAAUGUGCCAAGUGUGGUAAUGAGGAAAUGAUUUAUACAACGAGACAGACUCGGUCAGCUGAUGAAGGGCAGACGGUGUUCUUUACUUGUCCUCAAUGCAGAUUUCAAGAGAUUGAGUAUUCUUGAUACACAGAAUUUUGUUACAGAGCUUUUGCUGUUGUUCUGACUGGAAAUAAUAGUGUGUAAUCAUGUACAACAUGGACUAUUUACCCUGCAGAUGGUUAGCUGAAAAUGAACAUUCAUUAUAAUUAUUACAUUGACGAUGUACAUAUAGAUUUUGAGUUUGUGCCUGCUUUAAUAUUAAUUUUAUACAAAACAAUGAGAAAAAAGGCAGUUGAAAUGAUUUUCCUUUCUGUUUCUGUUAAUCCAGCUCAAAACACGUUCAUAUGCUUACUGUUCCUUUUUGUAGGGAUUUGGUAUAUUUUAUAUGAAAAAGCAAAUUUUUGUUUAGAAUGACUGACUGAAUAACAAUGAAAACAGUUCAGAUUCUCAUUAUAACCACUGAACUGAGUCUGUCUAUUGUUACCAUUAAAGAAGAGUAUGUCCAUUGUUGCCACUAAACUGUGUUCAUUAUAACAACUUAACUUUAAGGACUCUUAGACAAAAAUAGCAUUGAAGAAUUGUUCUUUGUUAUAUGAAAAUGUAUACAAUGUUAUGUUGUUGUUACACAUCUGUAAUAAAUUGAAAACUACUCUU